Molecule: messenger RNA, 5050 nt
Organism: Poeciliopsis prolifica (blackstripe livebearer)
Lineage: Eukaryota; Metazoa; Chordata; Actinopteri; Cyprinodontiformes; Poeciliidae
Product: neuroligin-2-like
Biological process (GO): presynaptic membrane assembly; synaptic vesicle endocytosis; postsynaptic membrane assembly
Cellular component (GO): synapse; cell surface; postsynaptic specialization membrane
Molecular function (GO): signaling receptor activity; neurexin family protein binding
Source: RefSeq, a predicted model, not a curated record
CCGCGAUCGCAGGAAGAAGCCCGUCAUGCUGUUCAUCCACGGCGGCUCGUACAUGGAGGGCACCGGGAACAUGUUUGACGCCAGCGUCCUCGCCGCCUACGGCAACGUGAUCGUGGUGACCAUGAACUACCGACUGGGCGUGCUCGGUUUCCUCAGCACCGGCGAUCAGUCCGCAAAGGGGAACUACGGCCUGCUGGACCAGAUUCAGGCUCUGCGCUGGCUCAACGAAAACAUCGGCCAUUUUGGCGGCGACCCCGAGAGGAUCACCAUCUUUGGAUCUGGAGCAGGGGCCUCCUGCGUUAACCUGCUCAUCCUGUCUCACCACUCUGAAGGUCUGUUCCAUCGGGCCAUUGCUCAGAGCGGCACAGCCAUCUCCAGCUGGUCCGUCAACUACCAGCUGAAAUACACCAAGAACCUGGCCAAGAAGGUGGGCUGCACCUACUCAGAGACCGCCGACCUGGUGGACUGCCUGAGGAGGAAGACCUUCAGGGAGCUGGUGGACCAGGACAUCCAGCCCGCCCGCUACCACAUCGCCUUCGGCCCCGUGGUGGACGGAGACGUGGUGCCGGACGACCCGGAGAUCCUCAUGCAGCAGGGGGAGUUCCUCAACUAUGACAUCCUCAUAGGUGUGAACCAGGGAGAAGGACUGAAAUUUGUGGACGACAGCGAGGACAACGAUGGCAUCUCUGCUGCAGCGUUCGACUACACGAUCUCUAACUUUGUGGACAAUCUCUACGGAUAUCCUGAAGGCAAAGACAUCCUGAGAGAAACCAUAAAGUUCAUGUACACAGACUGGGCAGACAGAGACAAUGGUGACAUGAGAAGAAAGACUCUCCUGGCUUUGUUCACAGACCACCAGUGGGUGGCGCCAGCUGUGGCCACUGCUAAACUUCACGCUGAGUUCCAGUCGCCUGUCUAUUUCUACACAUUUUACCACCACUGCCAGACAGAAACGCGACCCGAAUGGGCCGAUGCCGCACACGGAGAUGAGAUACCGUACGUGUUUGGCGUGCCGAUGAUCGGCGCCACUGACUUGUUCCCGUGCAACUUCUCGAAGAAUGACGUGAUGCUGAGCGCUGUGGUCAUGACUUACUGGACUAACUUUGCCAAAACUGGUGACCCCAACCUCCCCGUCCCAGACACGAAGUUCAUUCACACCAAACCCAACCGCUUUGAAGAGGUCAUCUGGACAAAGUUCAACCCAAAGGACAAGCAGUAUCUCCAUAUUGGCUUAAAACCUCGAGUUCGGGACAACUACAGGGCGAACAAGGUGGCUUUCUGGCUGGAACUUGUCCCCCAUCUUCAUAGCCUACAUGAGAUCUUCCCCACCACAACCCGAUCACCGUCUGGUCCUGGUCCAGGCCCAGACACCUAUAGACCCAGGCCAAGGACUCCAGGUCCUCGAACCACUCCCCACCCCUACUCAACCUUCACCUCUGAUCCUGAAACCGAGGGCUCGGACCGUCCAAUCCAGGACCUCUUUCCUGGAGACACCCGUGACUACUCCACUGAGCUGAGUGUCACGGUGGCUGUGGGAGCUUCUCUUCUGUUCCUCAACAUCCUGGCAUUCGCGGCCCUUUACUACAAACGCGACAAACGGCACGAGAUGCGACGGCACCGACUGUCUCCUCAGCGCGGCGUUCCCGCCAAUGACCUCGCUCACAGCCAGGAGGAGGAAAUCAUGUCCCUGCAGAUGAAGCACUCUGAGCACGACGCUCACCACGACCUGGAGCCCCUUCGACCACAUGACAUCCUGCGACCCGCCUGCCCGCCCGACUACACGCUGGCGCUGCGCCGGGCUCCGGACGAUGUGCCGUUGAUGACGCCCAAUACCAUCACUAUGAUCCCAAGCACCAUCACCAGCAUGCAGCCUCUUCAUGCCUUCAACACCUUCCCUUCCACCGGCCACAACAACACCCUGCCACACCCCCACUCCACCACCAGGGUAUAGUAGGGACUGGCCCACCCAGCACCACCUAAACACAGGGAGUACUGGAUCUCCUACUGAAUCAGAAGGGAGGCCUGUGGUUGAGGGCCUUCAUUCUCUUCUUACAUUCUCUCGUUUCUCAAAAAGGAACUCCACCUCCUCCAUCAUGUGCUGUACAGCUUGGAGACAUAAUGAACUGCGUUGGAGCAGACGAUCAGCUCGGAGGUGACGUCGAUCUUUCAGACAUACCUUUUUCCAGGAGGGUGCACAGUUUCCAAUCUAAAGAAAUUUUCAAAGGGACAAACGCUUUUGGACCUUUGAUGUUCUCUCUUUUUUACUUUGGUGUCAGCUUUUACUGUCUUCUAGAGUGUUGUGUGAAGUUUCUUAUUUGUUUCUUUUCUACAUCUGUGUCUUAUUUACGGCUCAUUCGACUUCUCCCUCCUUCGGGUGCUUCUUUGCUUUAAGGAGCAACAACGUACUGAGAUGUCAGAAGUAACGUCAUUUCAGUCGACCAACACGGUUCGUGCCAAAUGUGUUUUUUGCUUUCUGAUCAAGGCUGAAAUGAAUUUCAAUCCCUGUCUGAUAACAGCUGUAUGUUCUCAUGACCAAGUGCCAAACUGGCCUUUGAUUGUGGUUUUCUUUCAUUCAUCUUGUUUAUUUUUGUUGUUGUUCAAGUGUUUUAAUGUGGAAAGAUUUUUGCUGACAAUAUAGUUAUAGAGAAAUGAUAUUAUAUAUAGUUCUAUAUAAAUGUGUACAAAGGAAAGAAUAUAAAGGGGGUUUUGUCAAUGGGGAUCUAUGCAUGAAUUAUUUUUCAAGAAAGGCAACAUGGAGAAAGGACGGAGAAUCAGUCGCCGCACGUUUUCCCACUUCUUAGUCCAAAUUAAAUAUUUCUCAGCUCAUAAAAUUCUCCCAAAUUCAUUAAAAUGGGAAUUUGCCACAAAUCAUAGAUAAUCCACCAAUUAAAGCAACAAAGCUCAUCACACCGUUUUAUUAUUUAAAGGUAAAUUUUGCAUUAGUUCAACCUGAGACGAUGCAUUCCAACAUUAGCUGGUUUAUGUCAGUAGUUUGGGUUCCCAAAUGUAUUUAUUUUUAACAAUGUAAAGAAAGAGAUCAUUAAUUAUGCAUACAGUUGAUCUGUGCCUAUGAAGUAUUAAAUUACACAGAUGAUAUCAGAACUACUUUUUAGAUAAGCAAGUUAACUCAUCUCACCUCGUUAAUAUUUUUGACAAACAUAUUUUCCUAUCAGUAUAAAUUCAGUAAUCUCCACUGAAUAUCCGGUGUAGCUUCAGGCGCACUUUGCGGGUUUUACGGCCUGCAGUGCAGAGCUGCAGAGACGAAGGAGUUUCUCAACAGGGUAAAGGUAACACAGUUGAUGUCUGUUGUUUCUAAUUGUUCUCCUUCUGUUAGUUUAGGAAUAUAUCAUUUUCCAGCUCUGCUUUUCAAGAUGAAGAUGUCAAACAUGCAUUAUGGGCCCGUUAGCAGAACAGGAACACAUGGUAGCUAACAUGCAAUAUGGCUGACAGGAGUCACCGUCGCUGUCCUUGAACAUGCGCUAGCUUUCACUUGCUUUUAUUUUCCGUUUUCUUACUGCCUGGUGGUCGGGGAGGGAUGGAAACGGGUCAACGCGACAAGCAGCUGAGAUUUUAUAAACUACUGAACAGGAAAUGUGCACAAUGCAAAUCACACGACUGGACAAAGUCUGCAGAUCAGGAGCCAACAAGAUAUAAGGACACGCUGUGGCCAAGAGGAGGACGAAGAAAAACUCGCACAGCCUUAAAUGUUGACAUUUGAACCAGAAGAGAAAACAAACUGAUCAAAAGAAGAUUAAAAACAUUGACAGACUGCAGAGGGACGACCUGCUAAUCUGUCAAAAUAUGGACUCUUUUGUAGUCCCUCCAGUGGACAAAGGAGGAGGGUAACAGGUUGUGAAGUCCAUCUGGUGUUGCAGCAGCUGGGAGGAAAACGUUUGUCCUGGAUGUGGUGGCUUGUUUUAUAUGUUGGCACUAGAGGGCGCCAUUGUGGCAGAUUUCAUUCAGUCCAGAGGAACUGAAGACAAACAGUCCUGGUGGGAGGAUCGAUGGAGGAACACAACAUCUGGAUCAGGAUCAAAACUGUACAUUUUUAAGUGUAAGAAUCAAACAGAUGAAAUUUGUAAAUAUUAAGUUUCUUGUUUUUUUUUCUUUCUCUGUUUUUUCUUUUUGGGUGGAUGAAUGAUAUGCUUAUUUGGUGACAACAAAAGACAACAGGUGCAGUUUGCAAUUAAAACAAAUCAAAGCAAGGAAAUGUGUAUUUACUCACAAUCAGCAGGAAAAGAUUUAGUUUUUAAACUUUUGACAGAACAUCAUCAUGUAGAUAUGCUGUAGCAUCAUGAUUCAGCCUGAAUCAGGAAAGUUUCUGUAGCAGAAUUUUAAUAAAAGCCUCACACAACAAAGACCCAAAUAUCCUGAAAACAUGACAAAAUAGUCCAACUCUGAAAUAUCUGCAUGAGAUUAUUUUUAUUUAACCACUGAACCCUUUUAACUUCUGAAUUAUUAUGACUUUAAAGUGAAACAGCACCUAUAGACUUGACCUUUUUUCACUAAUUUGAUCCAAUUUCAAACAGUCCUGUAGAAACAAAUUCACUCCAUAAAAUAUAAUUAUGUCAUGUAGCGGUGUUUCAUGUAGCUGCUGAUUUAUGUGUGGGAAACAUGUUAGGGCUUUAACACCAUCUGAUGCCUCAUGAGAUCACAGAGGUGGUCCAACCUUUUGAUUUCUGUCACUGCGUCGGUUUGUUGUAGUUAAAAUUCCUCCUAGUGAAGUGAUGCAGCAGGAAGGUUGAUGAGAAAAUGAACAUUAUAUAAGGUCGGAUCUUGUAUCAGUUCAGACAGGCAUCAAAUCACAAACAGCCAACAAAUAUUCAAUAAUCUGCACCUGUUGUCUUGCAUUUUAUGUUCUAUGUAGAAUUCAGAAACCCAAGACUUGAGAUGAACAAAUCUGUUAAAUAAUGGAAAAUAAAAAAAGAUUAAAAAAGGAAAGUGAAAUCAUAUAAAUAAAUGAGGUGAUGAUAUUUCUGUUACUUUAGAAGUUAUUAUACACUGUAUGCUGUGAUUCUGAUCUGGGAAACAUUAAAGACAUUCAUAGCCA